This is a messenger RNA of Medioppia subpectinata, 4365 nucleotides long. The record is from the annotation of a GenBank genome assembly. NCBI's taxonomy places the organism in Eukaryota, Metazoa, Arthropoda, Arachnida, Sarcoptiformes, Oppiidae.
AUGAAUAAGAAAGGUGAGAUCAUGGCCUACAAGUCCAUUGGUUGGUCAGCCCGAAAGAUUGGACGACAAAUUAAGAGGUCUAAUAAAGUUGUGUCCGCAUAUCUCAACGAUCCGGAGAAUUAUGGCCACAAUUAUAGGGAUGGACGGAAACCAGUGCUUUCAGAAAGAGAGAAACGGGUGGUUUUGAAAGAUAUAACCAAACCUUCGAUGUCUUUGAAUGGCGUUAAAGUGACUAAUGGAUUAGCGCGCGCUGAGGGAACGGUAGUUCCCAUUGACCCGAUGGUUAGCACGACUUGUGUACCAAUGAAAGGAUAUCUCUACGUUAAUGUGAGGCGAAUAUUGCACUUUCUAUACAUGCAUUAUAUUCUGCUCAACGCAAACACGGGUCCGAUUCUGAGCGCACAGACAGUAUGCGAAUUCAAUAGACUGUGUUUCUGUUCAAACUAUACCUCACAGUUGUCUGAAGUGACAUGUCUUGGCGUAAACGUACGGCUUAGCGAACUGCCAAACAACGGCCACUUCUAUCGGAUCCGUAUAAUAGGCGCCCCAGACUUGGCACAGAUCGGGCGCCGAGACUUGGCUGAAGUGCGAUCGCUGUCAAGUCUGGUGCUGUCGCGGAACCGGCUCUCAGCUAUCGAUUCGCAAGCCUUCGCACAUUUUCCACACCUGUAUGUCACUCAAUGCUCUCAAAGGGCGGCGCCGAAAUCAGUUAUACACGACAACACGUUUACAGAGCUCUCGAGUCUUGAAUUUCUCGAUUUAGAUGACAAUAUGAUUAGCCGAUUAGAGGGGACGCCAUUCCCGUCCACAUUGAUUACGUUAUCGAUGUCUAACUGUCUGUUACAAGAGGUGCCCAUCGAAUCGGUGGCCAAUCUUCGCGACCUUCAGAUCCUCCAAUUGAGAGGCAAUUUGAUCCGUCACUUACCGCACAUGAAAUUCGCGACACAAAACUUACAAAUGUUAGACUUAAGCCAUAAUCUAAUUUCGACGAUUACUGACAAUGUUUUCGCUUUCUCUGCACAACAACUCAUCGAAAACCUUAAUAAUCCGCUUAAGUAUCACAAAAAACAGGAGAAGCAAAGGGAGGACAGGGAAGGCAGGGAUGGCAGGGACUGGAGUGCCAGUGCUUUAAAGUAUUCGACAGCCAAUACUGUGAACACUUCUUCUACUUCUUCUACCGUUCGUAUAAUGGAUUUGCAUUUAGACUUCAAUUUCAUUCAAUCUCUUCCGAGCGGUCUGUUUGGGCACAUGUCGUGCGAGCGGUUAUCCCUAUCUAACAAUCGUAUCGCAUCUCAAUUCAUAUCAGAGCAGGCAUUUGAUGGUCCGCUCAUCCAUGAGCUCAAAGCCUUAGAUUUAAAUUAUAAUUUAAUCGAUUCCUUUCCCAAUGCGUUAAAAAGUUUGCAAAACAUUCGCCAACUAUUGCUGAAAAAUAAUCGCAUCAACUCUUUGGACGACAACUCUUUCGCAAACUGUAGCCACAGUCUGGAAGUGUUGGAUCUGUCGAGAAACCUGAUGCGGUCGGUGCCGGCCGGGGCUCUCGCGGCCACCAAACGGCUGCUGAGACUAAGUCUUUACGAUAAUUUAAUUACUCGCGUCGAUGACAACGAUUUGGGCGUUUGGGCGCAAACACUGUUGUCAUUGAGUUUAUCGAAAAACGCCAUCAAAUAUAUCUCUGGAGACGCGUUCAGACACGCGAAGAAUUUGCGUGAAUUACGUCUCGGAGGGAAUCGCAUACUACACGCCAGCCCUUACAUCUUGACACCGAUGCUCGCCCUCGAGGUGUUAGAGCUGAGCGAUGCACUCAAUUAUGUCAACUCCGGACCAGUGGUCCAAAGCGCUGAUAUCGGUUCCCUAUCAUCACUCAAAUGGCUUCAACUGGACUACAAUGGCCUCAAACGACUGCCCUUUUCGCUGGCGAUGAAUGCGUUUAAAUCAUUAAUUCAUUGCGAUUUGGAGAGCAAUCAAAUCGCAGAGAUCUCCUCAGAGUUUGCCGGAAGCGCUAAUCUAAGUUCUGUUAUCUUAAGCCGCAAUCAACUCUCGGUAAUCAAGUCCCACACUUUCGAUGGGUUACCACUCUUAGAGAAUAUCGCACUCUAUCUCAAUCACAUUCACGCCAUUGAAAGCAAUGCAUUCAAAGAUUUGCCAAAAUUGAAAACAAUAAUCUUAUCGAAAAACUCUAUAAACCGUAUUGAAUGGAAAGCAUUCGUCAGUUUAGGGCAGAGCUCUCCAUCCCUUUCCCUAUUACUCGAUGAGAAUCGACUGAAAUGUUUCUCUGCGGACAUAUUCGGCUCAAUGGGCACUAAAGGCUUCCUAUAUAUUAAUGUAUCGCACAAUGAGAUCAAACAUUUGAGUGGAUGUACUGUCGGAGAGCCGUCCGAACAGUUAUACGCCAACAGUAAUAAUAGUGAAGAUAAUAAUAAUUAUGAUGAAAACAACAUCACUGUUGUCUCUGGUGGUGAUCAGUCUAUACAAACACUGAACGUACGUGUAUUGGAUCUAUCCUUUAACCAAAUACAAGACAUUCCCAACGCGUUCAUUGAGAUUAUGUGCCAGAGUUUACAUUCGUUACAUUUGAACCACAAUAGAGUGAUUGUAUUUCCCAUACGUUUACUGCAACUCUGCCCUCAGCUCCAGAUAUUAAUGCUGAACAAUAAUUUCAUUACUGAAACCGUGAACUUCGCUAACGAGACGGCGUUUGUCACCGAAUUGCAAGUGUUAGGUCUCCGACACAACAGAAUCCAAUCUAUAGUACAAUUUGUCCCUAUAUUCCAACGCCUCCGGAAUCUAAGAGUUUUAGAUUUGACCCACAAUUAUAUCCAAACAUUGCCCGUCAAUGGGUUCGCCGGCACCGGUAUCUCUCGCCUACACUUAUCGCACAAUCAUUUAAUUAAGUCAGAGAUGUAUAAUAUAUCGGCAAUCGAUACGGAAAAUAGCUGUUGGGGUGUCUCCGAAACGUUAACUUAUUUGGAUUUAUCGCAUAAUUACUUGACUUCAGCGCCCAUUGAAGUGAUGUCAUGCGAAAACCUAAUUGAAGUGAGUUUCGCACAUAAUCUCGUCGACGAUCUAUCGGUGCUAUCGAUGCGUUCAGUCGCUCACAAAUUCAUAAGUUUGCGUCAAAUGGAUUUCAGCCACAAUCCCAUCAAACGUAUUGACAACAAGUCAUUUAUUAUGGGCGCACAGAAUAUGAAUUGCUUGAAACUCAAUAACGCCAGUCUCACGGCUAUGCCUGUACUUCAGUGGCCACAUCUCACUCAUCUGGAAGUGUCUCAUAACGCGAUCGCCACCAUUGAUCCCCAGUCGAUGACUGUGUGCCGUGAGAUCCGUCACUUGGAUUUAUCCCAUAACCACUUGCAAGACGUGCCCCGAUAUCUGUGGAAAUAUAUGUCUAAAUUGCAUACACUUCUCAUACAAAACAAUCCGAUCGAUAUUCUGGACACUUCCAGCUUCUCUGAGCUCAAGAAUUUACGCCAUUUGGACAUAAGAGGUCUUAAUCUACAAUACAUUGACACUCGACUCCUUCACAAUCAUCGUCGAGUACAUAUCGUUUACAAGCCAGUUACCCGAAAACCCCCCAAACUCAAAGAACUCAUAAUCACUGGCAAAAACUUAAUUAAGAUACUUCCCGACGCUUUUCUCGACAAACCCGAGAAGGGUCUUUACAAUACACACGAUCUGACACUACGAGUGACGGACACUAACAUCAGUUCACUUCCGUCCGGUUUAUUGAAAUAUUUAGCAGACAUUCGCUUCAUUACCAUUGAUUUGAGGAAAAACAAACUCAAAUCGUUAAAACCAGACGUUUUUCUCGUCAGGUCUGAGAAUAAAUUGAAUAAGAAUUGGGAAUCACAGCAAAUGUUAGGCGGAAUAUUAUUAGACGAGAAUCCACUCAAUUGUGAUUGUGAUCUCAUUUGGAUCAGCGAUUGGAUGAAGAGAUUGAUCAGUGAUAUGCGAGUGGUGAACAUCGAGGCCGCACUACAGGCCCACACCAUGGCAUCCAUGAGUCAAUGCAUUUCAUACGACGAUCCCAUUCCUCACACUCUCGACAACAUAUCAUACGCUUUGCCGCAAAACGCGAGAAAAAUAUCGCUUUUAGAUCUCAGAUCUGAAGAUAUAUUUUGCGGAAACAUAUCAUUCAAAGUGACGUCAAAUGAUUUUCUAAUCAUUGAGUCGCGGGUCGGACACCGACUUGUGGUGACUCCAGGCGUGAAAGCAUUUGUGAAACUUUCGGGUCUCUUUGCCUUUCAUGGUCACCAUCAGAGUCCGCGGUCUGUCCGUCUGUUUCAUUCGCAUAUUCUGUACGUACACCUGAGCCGACUUCAAACCCAACUUCAGCUCCACUUCACUACAUCGGGAGCCCAUCCAUAG